Messenger RNA from Verticillium dahliae VdLs.17, 1059 nucleotides. Its product is annotated as alcohol dehydrogenase. The transcript is spliced from 2 exons. The coding region runs from base 1 to 1059 and encodes 352 amino acids. The record is from RefSeq and is a predicted model, not a curated record. NCBI's taxonomy places the organism in Eukaryota, Fungi, Ascomycota, Sordariomycetes, Glomerellales, Plectosphaerellaceae. Gene Ontology annotation, molecular function: zinc ion binding; oxidoreductase activity.
AUGGGCGCCGACAUUCCCUCGGAGCAGUGGGCUCAGGUCAUUGAGAAGACCGGUGGUCCCGUCCUCUACAAUAAAAUCCCCGCCCAGAAGCCCGGUCCCGAUGAGGUGCUCAUCAACAUCAAGUACUCGGGCGUCUGCCACACGGACCUGCACGCCAUGAUGGGCGACUGGCCCCUCGACACGAAGCUGCCGCUGGUCGGUGGCCACGAGGGCGCCGGCAUCGUCGUCGCGCGCGGCGAGCUCGUCAGCGAGGUCGAGAUUGGCGACCACGCCGGCGUCAAGUGGCUCAACGGAUCCUGCCUCGCGUGCCCGCACUGCCUCAACGCCGACGAGCCGCUGUGCCCCAAGGCGCUGCUCUCGGGCUACACGGUCGACGGCUCGUUCCAGCAGUACGCCAUCGCCAAGGCGGCGCACGUGGCGCGCAUCCCCAAGGAGUGCGACCUCGAGGCCGUCGCGCCCGUGCUCUGCGCCGGCAUCACCGUCUACAAGGGCCUCAAGGAGUCGGGCGCGCGCCCGGGCCAGUCGGUCGCCAUUGUCGGCGCCGGCGGCGGCCUCGGCUCGCUGGCGCUGCAGUACGCCAAGGCCAUGGGCCUCAAGUCGAUCGCCAUUGACGGCGGCGCCGAGAAGGGCAAGAUGUGCGCCGAGCUCGGCGCCGAGGCGUACGUCGACUUCACGUCGAGCAAGAACCUCGUCGACGAGGUCAAGGCCGCGACCCCCGACGGCCUCGGCCCCCACGCCGUCCUGCUCGUCGCCGUCUCCGAGAAGCCCUUCCAGCAGGCGAGCGAGUACGUCCGCAGCCGCGGCACCGUCGUCUGCAUCGGCCUGCCGGCCAACGCCUACCUCAAGGCGCCCGUCUUCGACACUGUCAUUCGCAUGAUCACCAUUCGCGGCAGCUAUGUCGGCAACCGCGCCGACACGGCCGAGGCGCUCGACUUCUUCCGCCGCGGGCUCAUCAAGGCGCCGUUCAAGACGGUCGGCAUGAGCAAGCUGCAGGAAGUCUUCCACCUGAUGCAGGAGGGCAAGAUUGCGGGUCGCUACGUCAUUGACACGAGCAAAUAA